CAGCCACCGAUCAAAUAAGUUAUAAUUUGAAGCUUUUUGGUAUUGAAAAAAAUUAUACAAAUAUGAAUUUAUUUGGUGACGGCACUGUUCAACAUCUCCGUUGUUUAUUCAACGUUACCUUUAGCUCAUGAGCGUUAGUAUGGAAUGUAUUAACUGCUUCGUUCUUGGACUUUAACUAGAAGAUUUUGUUGUCAGAUCACAUUUUUAUGUUCUAUUUAAAUAUAAUGUGGGGCUUAAUGUAGAUUUAUCUUUAAUCAAAGCGAAUCACCAUGUUCCAAGGUUCUGGUUUCUCUGGAGCUUCAACUGCCUCUCCAUUUGGGCAAUCUGCUUUUGGGAAACCAGCUACUUCAGGUUUUAAUGCUCCAGUCUUUGGAUCAACUGCAGGAACAUCUUUAUUUUCUGGAACUACCACUCAGCAAUCAGGAGGUCUUUUUGGUUCUACUACAACACCUGCUUUCGGUCAGCCACAAACUACCCAACCAGCCUUCAGUAGUACUAGUACUGGUUUGUUUGGAACUCAACAAAAUGCUGCUCCAAGCACUGGGAUUUUUGGCUCCUCUACUUCAGCAUUUGGGCAAGCUAAGCCUGCUUUUGGAUUCGGAACUCAACAGCCAUCUACAGGCCUAUUCGGGCAGCAACCUCAGCCAGCACAAUCUCAACAACCUUCUUUAUUCGGUCAACCAGCAGCACAGACCAAUACGGGACUGUUUGGCGGCUCUACAGCCUUUGGUGGAACUGCAACAACUGGUGGAACGACGAUCAAAUUUAAUCCUGUAACUGGAACAGAUACUAUGAUAAAAAAUGGAUCAAGUACCAACAUUAACACUCGAAAUCAUUGCAUUACUGUCAUGAAAGAAUAUGAGGGCAAAUCUUUGGAAGAACUUCGUCUUGAAGAUUAUGCAGCUAAUCGCAAAGGUCCCCAACAGGGUGCUCAGGGCUCACUAGGCCUUUUUGGUUCCACUGGACAAAAUUCACUUUUUGGAGCAAGUACAAGUGCAGGUUUUGGAACUGGCACUACUAGUGUAUUUGGAACAGGAAGUUCCACUCUGUUUGGAAAACCAGCUGGGACUGCAACAGCCUUUGGAACACCAACUGCCACUACCACCAGUACUUUUGGAUUCAAUACAACCACUCCUUCGAAUCCAUUUGGUACCAAUGCAGCUCAAAAACCUUUUGGAACUACUACUCAAACAAAUCUUUUUGGACAGACAACUCAGCCUUCUCAAGGGUUUGGUGGAACAUUGGCUCAGCCUACCACGGGUUUUGGUGCUUUCGGUACUCAACAAAAUACUGGUCUUUUUGGACAAAACAAGCCUACUUUCAAUCUUGGAGCGAAUACCAGCAGUGCUUUUUCUUUUAAUCAACCAGCUACAACUAGCACAGGAAGUUCUUUGUUUGGAACCAAACCGACACUGAGCUUUGGAACUUUUGGGACUCCAACUGUUACAUCGACAGGCUUUGGAACAUCAGCUUUUGGAACUACAAACCAGAAUACUUCUGUUUUUGGUAAUAACUUCAAACCAACUACUUCCUUUAAUUUUGGAAGUACAGCAACUACGAACACACUAGGCUCAUCUAACCUUGGUGGUGGUGGUUCUGUAUUUGGAAAUAAUUUAUGGUCAAAUAAUAAACCAGGAGGUUUGCUCGGACAAACGAAUACUGGCUUGUUCGGAGGAAGCACUUUUGGAAAUACAUCCACCAAUUUUGGAAAUACUGGCUCGACAACCUUGGGUGGUUUAGGAAAUACAUCAUUAAACUUGGGUGGACUUAAUAAUCAACAAAGUGGACUUGGUGGUAACCAGACAUCUUUGUUGAAUAAUCCAAUAAAUCAGCAUAUGUUAGCAUAUGCUUCCAUGCCGUUUGGAGAUUCACCUUUGUUUAAAAAUCUUUUACCUCAAACUGGUAAAGCAGAUGAAUUAUUAAAACCUACCAGUCCAGCUGCGCAAAAAGCAAUAAUAACAGGACAAAACUUCAAAGCAUCUCCAAAAAAUAAUUCCAAAAUCAAAGUCAUUCCUCUAGAAUCCAAUACGAAGAAAUCAUUAUUCGAUGGAUUAGAUGGAGAAGAAGAGCCAACUGCAAAUGAUAUAAUGAAUAACUAUGGUAUUCGACCCAGUCCAAAGAGAUUAAUAUUGAAAAAUAAACAGCAUUUUGACAUUUCUACCAAUGGAAUCUAUCAAAGAAAUUCUGUCAGUGAAUUAUCUCCAAUAAUAAAAACUAGUCCAAGGUUUUCUUUGCGGACACCUAACUCUGUUCGGAUAAAUGUGCAAGUCAAUGGAGAGGCUGAUUUAUCUGCAGCUAACUUUUCUGAAACUAAUCGUGAAAACACUCCUAAACAAUCCAAAAAAUCUUUAGAUUCUAACCCUAUGGAAAAUACUAUGGCAGAAUUAUGUCCUGUCAAAGAAAAAUCUAAUAGUCAGAGCCAAAGUCUUCAAAUCAGCUCUACUUCACUCAAUGGAGAAAGCUUUAAUAAAACUGAUUUAACAGAACAACCCUCUACAACUUCAAGCUCAGUUGAAUCUGAAGUAGAAGAUUCUGCUCCAGGUGUUUUGGAUGAUAGUGGUAAUCCUCACCCAACCGGAGUUAUAUUAAAGAGGCUCGGUUAUUAUACUAUCCCUCAUCUAGAUGCCUUAGUCGAUCAUGUUGAUAGCGAAGGCCAUUGUAUGGUGGAGAAUUUUACAAUUGGUCGUUUAAACUACGGAAAUAUUUUUUAUCCCGAUCCUAUGGACAUAGCAGGUCUUAAUCUGGAUGACAUAGUUCAUUUCCGACACAAGGAAGUUAUUGUAUAUCCUGAUGAAAAUCAGAAACCUCCUGUUGGUGAAGGCCUAAACAGAAGAGCUCAAGUGACUUUAGACCGAGUUUGGCCUAUAGACAAAACUAACAGGCUUCCUAUUACCGAUCCUCACAGGAUAGAUGCUCUUGACUAUGAAAGUAAACUUAGGCGUGCCUCUGCUAAGCACAAAACUACCUUUGUUGAAUAUCGACCCCAAACUGGUUCAUGGGUGUUUAAGGUGGAUCAUUUUUCCAAGUAUGGAUUGAGUGAUUCUGACGAAGAAGAUAAUGGUGUCAUAGACUUGAAGAGACAAAAGCUUGCGCCACAAUCCACAUUACAAAGUACAACUGUUCCGCAAUUUCCUCUAAAACAAGUAGGAGGUAUCCUACAACCUACAUCUAUGCAAAUUGGUGAUGAGGAUGAAGAUAUGGAUGAUGGAAUUACAAGUCCCUUUGACCUUGAUGAAAAAAUGGAGAAUAAGGCUCUUAGUCCAACAUCUAAACUCGCAAAACAACUUGGUAGCUCAUCACAUAAGGUACAGCUAAUGAAAGCAUCAUUUUUUCAGCCCCAAGAUUUAAAUAUUGAUGGAGAAUAUUUAGAUUAUGAUGAUGUAGUUGAACAACCUGCUUAUAAAAUAAAUGGUUACACAUUUGAACCUAAACAGCUGGCACAAGCUUUGUCCUGGUACAAUAAGAGUGGUUAUACACGUCUCAAAUCAGAUUCUUACUUCAAUGUCGAAACCCAAGAGGAUGACGAUGUAUCAACUACUAGUAUUCGUGAAAAAGAAGAUGGUGCUUUUCCUGAUAUACCAGAAUAUAUACCACAAGGUAUUCAACCAAAAAUGUAUGUCCUGAAGUUCUGGAAAGAAGUUAUGCCUCUAGAAAAGACAACAAUAGGGAGCUUGGAUGCCAGGUGUCUUGCUGACGUAGGCAUCUUUAAGGGAAGGAGCUUCACACCUGGCUGGGGCCAUUCUUUACAACUCACGGCUCUCUCAACAGUUUCGGCAGUAUCAAGGGAAGCUGUUCUUACAGGGAGGUUGGUUCAUGACACAUCACCACAGAUUCUUCAAAGGCUGGCAUUAAGAAGCUCUAAUAAUGAAGAAACUAAUGUUAGCUUUCAAAAUACUGGAGAAGCUCACUUGGAGUGUGCAUUGAAACAUAGUACUUUUGUUCAAAAUGACAAUGGGUCACCAUUUGUCACUCCUAAUAUUGGAUUUUCUGAACUCCACGAUCACCACUCAGUCGCUCAACAGCUUUUGGAAGGUUCUUCAACCACUAGCACGGAAACGCUUCAUGCUAGCAUCUGGGGACUUUGUCAGGCGCUCUGGGGAUAUUUACCAAUCAAUGCUGAACCAAAUAGUCAUUUAUGCCUUAUGCAAAGGAAACUGGCAUUAUCUGAUUGGCUGAAAAAUGUGGUUUUAUCAAGUGUUUCUGAUGAUAUAAAACGUGCUGAAAAUUUAGAAAAUGAUGACUCUUCAGUAAAUAAAGUGUAUACUUAUCUCACUGGGAAUCAGGUUGCUGAGGCAUCCCAGGCUGCUCAGAGCAUAGGUGAUUUCCGCCUUUCAUUGCUCUUAUCACAGAGCAGCAGUGGGCCUGGAGUUAGGGCAAGAGUUCAACAGCAACUAUUGCAGUGGAGAGAAACAGAAUCAGACCAGCGUAUCAACACCUCAAGGAUAAAGGCGAUGAUGGUAGUUGCUGGUAUCCCAGUCCACAAUGCCUCUGAUAGACAAAUCAAUACCUGUUGUGACUUAGACUGGCUGAGGGCUUUUGCUCUCCAUUUAUGGUACAUGACUCCUUUCAUUGGUUCUCUUACAGAUGCACUACUCAUGUAUGAGAAGGCUUUUCCAAAUGGCAACAAUUCAGGCUAUUAUGCUAAACCACCAUACCCAUCAUAUUGUAGUAGUAAUCCUAGUGAUCAAGUUGAUUUAGAAAAUGCCAUUUUUGAUGUGAGGUUUCACCUCCUUAAACUCUUUUCAUCAAAAUAUCACCCUUUAGAACCAAUGUUCAAUCCUGCUACAUAUACUACUGAUAACUUGGACUAUAGCAUGAGCUGGUUUUUAAUGAGAGUAUUGUCCUCGCUUGGCUAUUCGCACGUCAGUGAAGAGGCUGCCUGUCUUGUUCACAGUAGCUUUGCAGCCCAACUCGAAGCUGAAGGCUUAUGGUACUGGGCAAUAUUUGUGUUGCUACAUGUUCCUAAUCCUAUCAGGCGAAAAAAUGCUGUUAAAGACAUGAUUAGUAGACAUAUAACUGUCAGUGAACUCUCUGAAGAGGAGCAGUUUCUACUGGAAAAACUAAACAUACCUUUAGGGUGGGUUUAUGAGGCAAAAGCACAAAAAGCUGUCUUCCUAGAAAGAUAUGAUGAAGCAGCCAAAUUUCUUAUAAAGUCUGAGCAGUGGAAUGAAAGUCACACUAUUAUUGUGGAUCAUAUAUCAUCUAAAGCAAUAGUGAAUGAGAAGUAUGAAUAUUUAGAGACUCUCCUAAAAGAAUUAAGUAGAAAUGACAGGUACAAAGAAAUAUUCAAUUGGGAUUCUGCUGGUGGAGUUAUUCUUGAAUAUCUUGGAGUCGUGAGAGAGGUUGAAAAAAUGGUAGCUGCCCAGGACUUAUCUAUUGGUUUUCAUUUGGAGAGAUUGCAACCUCAAUUGACAGAUCUUUGUAAAAAAAUUAAACUUCUCAAAGUCAACAAACCCUUAGAUAGAUUAAGUCAAGCAGAAAUGGCUAAAAGGAUAUCUGGUCUAAUCCAGAAUCUUAUUGUUGCUCACUGCAGUAAUGAAUCCCAAGAAGGUGUUAAUAUAUUAGCAAAGUUGGUGAAGGAACUACCUCUACCGGGUGACCAUUCACAAUGGGAGUGGCUGCGGGUGAUGGCUUCUUGGCGGACCAGCGCAACUGAUGCUAUACCCGUUACAUAAAACAGAAGAAUACUAACUUUUAAAUUUAAAUUAACUUUCGUAACGUAUUUACUGUCUUUUGUUACUCUCUCAAUUUCAUAAGAUUGCUAUAUUAUGUAAAAUCUGCUCUGAUAACUUUUUUUUUUUUAAUGUUAUAUAACUGAGGAGUGUUUUUAUUGUUAUAUAUUUAUUGAAGAUUUCUCAAAUGUAUAUGAUGUAUAAUUGUUAUGUAAAUGUAUUCCAAUUUUUCAUUUAUAUCUUAAAUAUUGUUUGUAACGUGUGAAGAAUCGAUUAGAACGUUUUAUUAGUUUUUUUUUUAUGAAAAGAACAGUUUUUACAUUGUUGUUUACUGUUAAAAUCUAUAAUAAAUAUGGAAUUAAAGAGAUUUGAAAUACCAUCUUACUUUUAGAUAGAGGUAAGAUUUUCUUCCAGCCAUGUAAAUAUUAUAUCCUAUUUGUUAACGAUGCAGCUUUCUAGCUAGGAAUAAAUAAUUAGUAGAAGUAACUUGCUAUUGUUCGGUACUGUUAUAAAUGUGAUAUAAUGAGAAAAUUAAUUUGUUAUUCUAUCCGUGCGUAAUUGAAUAAAGAUUAUAGUUUUAUCAUUAA
Nezara viridula (southern green stink bug) is the source of this 6259-nucleotide messenger RNA. Lineage: Eukaryota; Metazoa; Arthropoda; Insecta; Hemiptera; Pentatomidae. The record is from the annotation of a GenBank genome assembly.